AUGACUAUUCCUCACGAGACAAUCCCAGGGACAGAUAUCUAUGGUCCUGGCACCUUUAUCGAUAAGAAUGUUCUUGCCGUGCCCGAUGAUGCUCGCCGAGUAUUCGACUUUCUAGCCUCACAUACACCCGGUUUCACUCAAAACAAGAAACUAUGGGACACUGUCCACUUCGAGGGUCAGCCGGAUCCUAUGAUUCCUGGCCCUAUUAAAGCCCCUAUCGUUGCUGCCGCUCUACAUGCGAUGUGCGGUGUGGUAGCAAACGAAUUGUUGGAGCUUCGCGAUAGCAGACCAGCGUCCGAGGGCAGCGUGACUGUGAAUACCGACCAGGCAGGCAUUUGGCUUGGCUCUGUGGCAACAACCCAUAUCAACGGAUCUGACAUCGCAUCGCUGGCGCGGUCAGGAAAGCUGGGAGAUCUCUUCGACCGUGAUUUUGAAAAAGGUUUUGGGAAAGGCCUUGCAAGUAGGACAACGGCGAUAUACCAAACCAAGUAUCCCAAUGUGUGGUAUCAGCUUCAUGGAUCACUUAAUGCUAACCAUGUCCUCGAAACGAUGGGAAUCGACACAAACGUUUCAUUUAAUUCGCCAAGCGAAUACUAUGCUUAUAUCCAGAAACAUGUCCACCAGUGGAGCCCGGAUGAGCUCGAAAUGCACAAUGUACGCCAUGGCCUUUGUGGAAGCAUAUGCUAUAAGCCUGAAUCAUGGAGAGAGACAGAAAUGGGAAAGAAGCUCGCCAGGCAUCCGUAUGUGAACUACACCCAAGAGACAUACGCAGCCCCAACACCCAAACAUCCUUUACCCAAGAUGGCCAGCGACCAACGACCACUGGCAGGGGUUAAGGUGCUGGAGAUGGUACGCAUUAUUGCGGGUCCAACUAUCGGUGUGACACUCUCAUCCUUCGGUGCGGACGUUAUUAGAGUCAACUGUAGUAAAUUGCCGGAUCUCAACGUGCUUCAACUUGUCCUAAAUGCUGGAAAGCGUACCAUUGAUCUCGACGUUAACAGCCCCGAGGAUAUGGCCCGUCUUCGCGAGCUCAUUGCAGAUGUAGACAUAUUCGUGCAAGGAUUUCGCUACGGAUCGUUGGACAGAAAGGGUCUCGGGCUCCAAAACAUGUUAGAGUUGGCUGCGAAUCGAGGCAAAGGCAUUGUUUAUGUGGAUGAAAACUGCUAUGGUCCGGAUGGCCCCUUUGCUGAACGCCCGGGUUGGCAGCAAAUUGGUGAUGCUGCUUCGGGCUCAUCCUAUAUUAUGGGCAGAUCGCUGGGAUAUGCGGAUGAGAAAUGCGUCCUACCCCCUUUACCCGUGUCGGACAUGACUACUGGUCUUGUGGGUGCACUGGCGGCCAUGCUUGCUAUUCGCGACCGAGCAGUCAAAGGAGGCUCGUACCACGUCAUUAGCUCCUUGGUUGCUGCAGACAACAUAGCACUAGAGGAAGAGGUCGGAUUGUACCCACUGGACGUGGUUCAUAAGACAGCCGAAAAAUUUGGUUUUGCGCCUUCAACUCCAGAUCAGUUUGUUACCGAAAUUCUGUUCCAAGUUAUUAGUGGAUGGAAAAAAGGCCGACCAGGCUAUCUUGAUGAGGACUCGCCUUUAAUGACCACAUUUGAGCAAGGACCGUGGGGACGCCAGACCUUGCUGAAGCCAGUCGUCAGGCUUGGUGAUGAGACAGUCACGCCCCGGUGGACCAGCCCGUCUGUGCCCAAUUGUUACCACGACAGGGACAUCAGCUGGCAUUAG
Aspergillus alliaceus is the source of this 1731-nucleotide messenger RNA. RefSeq names its product CoA-transferase family III domain-containing protein. Gene Ontology annotation, molecular function: catalytic activity. NCBI's taxonomy places the organism in Eukaryota, Fungi, Ascomycota, Eurotiomycetes, Eurotiales, Aspergillaceae. The transcript is spliced from 2 exons. The record is from RefSeq and is a predicted model, not a curated record. The coding region runs from base 1 to 1731 and encodes 576 amino acids.